Gymnogyps californianus (California condor) is the source of this 1328-nucleotide messenger RNA. It is a transcript of the gene RHOC, whose product is annotated as ras homolog family member C. The record is from RefSeq and is a predicted model, not a curated record. NCBI's taxonomy places the organism in Eukaryota, Metazoa, Chordata, Aves, Accipitriformes, Cathartidae. Gene Ontology annotation, molecular function: GTPase activity; GTP binding. Gene Ontology annotation, biological process: small GTPase-mediated signal transduction. The transcript has 5 exons. Gene Ontology annotation, cellular component: neuron projection. Bases 61 to 651 code for a protein of 196 amino acids.
GGGAGCGUUUAACCAGGCUCACCUCCUAACUUGCUGUUUACACUGGAGAGGCGUAUUGACAUGAAAACGAUGGCGGCCAUCAGGAAGAAGCUGGUGAUCGUGGGAGAUGGUGCCUGCGGAAAGACGUGUCUGCUGAUUGUGUUCAGCAAGGACCAGUUCCCCGAGGUCUACGUGCCCACCGUGUUCGAGAACUACAUUGCCGACAUAGAGGUAGACGGGAAGCAGGUGGAGCUGGCCCUGUGGGACACGGCGGGACAGGAGGACUACGACAGGCUGCGGCCCCUCUCGUACCCGGACACAGACGUUAUCCUCAUGUGCUUUUCUAUUGACAGCCCGGAUAGCCUCGAGAACAUCCCUGAGAAGUGGACGCCAGAGGUGAAGCACUUCUGCCCCAACGUGCCCAUCAUCCUGGUGGGGAACAAGAAGGACCUGCGGAACGACGAGCACACGCGGCGGGAGCUGGCGAAGAUGAAGCAGGAGCCGGUGAAGCCAGAGGAGGGGAGGGACAUGGCCAACAGGAUCAGUGCCUUCGGCUACCUCGAGUGCUCGGCCAAGACAAAGGAGGGCGUGCGGGAGGUCUUUGAGAUGGCCACCCGCGCAGGCCUGCAGGUCCGGAAGAACAAGAAGCGCCGAGGCUGCCCGCUGCUGUGAGCAGCCCGGCGGGCCAGGAGGCAGCUGCCUGCACCGGCACCCGGCUGCCCUGCGCCGCGUGGGGAGGGAGCGCUGGCAGACGGCCGAAGCAGGACCUCGUGGUGCCAGUACCUGUCCCGAACCCUCUGCACGAGAGCUGCCACCCAAGCCCGCGGUGUGUCCCUGCGAGACGCCGGGGCCAUGAGGGGCCAGUGCCUUCAGUACCCGCUGCUCUCUAUGGGCCGGGCAUUUGCGUAGCUCCCCAUGUCGCCCCGUUUUGUACCAAUCUCCCCGGUUUCACCUCUCCCCUGGGGAUUGCCGUGGUGUUCCCUCUCCCUCCCCAGCUCCGGGCAGGUGCCGCAGAAGCGGGAGGUGCGGCUGGCUGCUGCCCGCAGCUCGCGUGUGGGGUCUGCUGGGCCCUCGGGGCACUCUGCCCACUCCCCUCGGCCGUGCGGGCAGCACACACCAGCGUUUUACACAGACUUGCCCAGGGCAGCUUUCAGCCCCGUCUGUGUGCAGAGCCGGGCUCAGCCGCUGCCAGAAGCGCUCUGCUCCUGGGACCGGCGCUGGGGCAGCGCCUCUGCCCAGCUCUGCCCGUAAUGCCUUCUUCGAGUCUGCAUUGGUCACAGACCUAGCACCAGUAAACUGAACUGCGUAAUUGGGAGAAUAAAUGCAAACUGGUAUUUUAGUAAUUGUAA